Symbiodinium necroappetens is the source of this 1317-nucleotide messenger RNA. Lineage: Eukaryota; Dinophyceae; Suessiales; Symbiodiniaceae. The record is from the annotation of a GenBank genome assembly.
AUGUCGUCGACUCCGUCCACUACUGAGAUCACGGCGGCCGUCGGCACCUUGCAGGCGGCCUUGGACAGCGGAGUCGACCUGGCGAUCCACUUCGGCGGGUGGACCAGGUUGCAGCGACGAGUGCUGGCGGUGGCUUUGGGGGCGUCGGAGGCCGCUUACGCCGAUGCUAAGGCUGCGGCGAAGGCGCCGACGGUGAAGAAGGCGCCGGCCCGGCCACCGGUGGAUGCCGCACCGGCCAAGGCGGUCUCACCGGCCCCGUCUGCGUUGACGCAGCCGGCACCGGAGCCCAUGGGUCAUCUCGAUGCGCCUGCCGGCGGUCAGUCGGCUGUCUUCGGCAAGUCGCCGCCCCCGGCGACAUGGCGCGAAGUCGGAUUCCAGACCAGGGAGCACGCAGAGAUGGCGGCGUCCAUGAACUACGUGUCGGCCCUGGCGUUCUAUGCAGCCAUGGGGCGGGGCGAGCUGCAGGUAGGACCUCAGCCGCGGCCGCCCCCGCCCCGGCAGCCGGCACAGGCAGCGUCGUCCUCCGGCGACCAGACUGGCCCACUGGAUGGCUACCUGGCGGAGGCGGACGCCAAGGCGGCAGAAGACCGGCGAAUGCGCGAGCUCCAAGAGCGCAUCGCCGGCGAGCUCCGGCAGGACGAGGCCGAUCGGGAUGCUGCGUCGGGGUCGGGGUCCAGACCGGCGCAGCCAAGGGCCAGUUUCCCACAGCCGGCAACGACACCGGCGCCGGUCCAGGCGCGCUAUCCGAAUGCCAACCGCGAGACCGGCGAGGGGUUCCCGGCACUUCCCCGCAAGCCGGCUCGCAAUGCAUCUGUGGCGCAGCAGGCGGCGGCCGACAGGGAGUACCGGACGCUCGUCGAGGAGCGGAAGCAGCUCUGCUCGGCGGAGUGGCGCGCCCACAUCCGAGCGAUGGAGACUCCCGGCGCUCACUCCACGGAGACGAUCGUCAACGACGAAUUCCAGCAGCUCGCCGUCGCGAACCUGGCGCAGCUCGAGGACCUGGAGCGGCAGGCGGCUACCGGCGAGGGACAGAUGAUGCCGCUGGCCGGCGGAGCGGCCUACUUCUUUUUGCGCUCCCUGCCGCCCGGCGUCAGAGGGAUGCGCGUCCCUGAGCGCUUGAACGGCGAGGUUUGGGUGGUGGGCUGGUGCGGCCGCCCAUGCCCCGCCGGCCGCAACUGCCUGUCGACCGUCGAGCGCUGCCUGCGGCCCAUCGUGGUGCGUCGUGGAGCCGGCGCUCAGCUCGGCGACUUGGCGGCCCACGAGCACCAUGAGUGCUCGGAGUGCCAUCGGGCCGGCCGGCGUGGUCGAGACUAUUAG